GCAUAUAGAUGAUAGCAUACUCCACUCCCACAUUCUCCUGGUAUGCAAACUGCAGAGGGCCAAGGAGGUCCUGAGUUUUUGUAGUCAAUAGUAACAGAUAAAAUACUGCAUAGGAGACAAGGACAAAACCAAAAUGAUCUGCAACAGGCUAGCCUUGGUUAUUAGUCAUGUAGCUUGAAAUCUGAGACCUUUACCUCCACAAUGUACAUAUACCAUAGCUAAGCCAUUGUUGCACCUUUUUUUAAACACUUCUUCUGCAGUUGUAGUAUUUUUAAUAGUCAAAGAUUUUUCAUUGUAUUCAAAGCAACUUAAAUUCACGCAGUUAUAUUCCACUAUUAUACAGAAAUGAGAAUUGUCUGUUGCUAGCAUUUGUGUCAGGACAGCUUUUUGUGUUUAGACUUUAAAAAAAAAAAAAAAAAAAGUGCAUUUCUUUACAGGGAAAAAUGGAGUUGUUUUCUCGUUUAGUAUUUAAAAGAUGUACAUUGUAUAAACUGUAAAAAAAAAAAAAACUAUUAUAAUAUAAAAGCAAUGCAGAAUAGGCUAUUUAUUGCAAGUUUGCAAAUAUAAAUGGCCUUUUGGAACUCUCCGAUGGUUCAAUUGUUAGUUGUUCCAUUUGUAUUGGAUUUGAAUCCUGAUGUGGGUAAAAUGUUAAAUUGUAGCUUCAAAUCUUGUGGUCGUUGGUUCGUAUCCUGCUACUGACACUGUGUGACUGAGCAAGUAGCUUCACCUGUCUUUGCAUCAAUUGGAAAAAUAAAAGAAACAUAACUAGUUUUAUCUGAAAUGCUGCAAGUCAUUUUGGAUAAAGACAAUAGCCAUGUUAGUAAAUAAUCAUAGAAACUGGAAAUCACAGCUUUGUUCAGGCCAUAAAUUCCUUAGGAAACUGCAGUUGGUUAGGAAGUACAUUUUUGAACAUCAAUUCAUCAUUUAUCCCCCACCUUGUGUGUCUGUCCAGUUGCUAUGUCUCGGUCGUUCUAAAAGAUGGCACGUCACAAACAUUAAUAGCCCAUCUUAGAGAGGUGCACAGUUAAUCCAAUAAUAUUAUGGUGUGGUUGGAGCCUUCACUAACAGGAUCAAGCACAAAAUGGACACUAGUUCCAUCACAGGACACCUAUACUCCCACUGUGGCAGUCCCUCAUAGCUGGACAGUUUAGUGCUACUGCUUAAACUAAUGUGCUAAUCUUUGAAAAUGAAGGAGGAAAACCAGAGUAACAUGGGGGGGGGAUCAGACAAAUGGAGAAGAGUACAAACUAAACUCUACUUAAAGUCCUUAGGAUUCUAACUCCUCCUAGAUCAGUGUGGGAGCAGUGCUAACCAGCCACUCUUCCUUAGGUUUAUUUGCUCAAUUCUAUUACACAACUGGAUUUCCUGUAUAAUGUGUAUUUUUUUAACCUUUUCAUGAAAUGAUUCAUGCUCUGAUUUCUGAUUCCGCACGACUUUCUGACUUGGAAAAUAUUUCUUUUUUGCCUUCGAAGAGUUGGGCAAGUCCUCAUGUGAACACUGAUUUGCACAAGUCCAAUCAAAUGUGACGUUAGGCAAGAGCGAACGUGUGAACACGCCCAUCACAGGUUCACCGUUCAUUGGAUUCUCCAACCCAGCAAAGAUUCAUCGUAUGGACUCGUAGCGUGAUCCACGCCUGGCCUUGUUGUGAUUGUUUUAGGGUUGAUUGUUGGGGAGUGGGCAAAGGGUGGGGGCUGUGAAACGUUUGAAAAAAGGCUUCAGGAUUAGGAUGUGUCUGCAGCUGAUGCCCCGCCCCUCUCCCGUGGAGUGCUUACUUGUUCUUGCUAACUUUAGGCCGCCCAGCUGGGAAGUGUUGUUUUGCUGUCCGGAGUUGGACGUGUUUUGCUCAUAGGCACAAACGAAGAGAACAAACCGGGAAGAGUAAUCCAAUCAACCAGAAAUGAGAGUGUCUGGUGCGGAGAACGACUGGAGUGAAAGCAGAAGUGACGGCAUGACCUGUGAGCGAUGCAAAGCCCAGGACAGAGGAAUACAGGUCCCACGUGUUCUGGGUAAAGGACCAAGCUUCUUUAUACCCUUAAAACAGAUCAUGGAAGAGGGUGUUGAAAGUGAUCAUCAGCUUCUCAUAGAGGCCUUUGUUUCAAUGGGACGAGUGGACAACAUUACCUCAAUUAUGGGGUUGCACCCUAAAUAUCUGGCCUGUUUCCUCCGGACCCGGCACUACCUUCUGCAGAUGGAUGGCCCCCUGCCAUACCCAUGCCGCCACUAUAUUGCAAUCAUGGCUGCUGCCCGACACCAAUGCUUGUAUUUGGUUCAGUUACAUGCAUCAGAGUUUCUUCAAGUUGGAGGUGAUCCCCAGUGGCUUAAUGGCCUACAAUAUUGUCCAAGAAAGCUGAAGAAUCUAAAUGAGUUGAAUAAACUACUUGCUCACCGGCCAUGGUUCAUCACCAAGGAUCAUAUUGAGGCCCUUUUAAAACCAGGUGGAGAGAGUUGUUGGUCCCUGGCUGAGCUGAUCCAUGCCAUCGUUCUUCUCACUCACUACCACUCAAUGUGCUCCUUCGUUUUUGGCUGUGGCGUUAACCCUGAACCUGAUCAAGAAGGGGGCUUUGCCUUCCGUCCCCCAUCUCCUUGCCAGACUGAUAGCCCUGGAGCCGAGGAAGGGGGUGGAGGACCAAGGUCAGGAGAUGCUCUGCAAGAGGUGGAGGCUCUCAUGAGGAAGAUGAGGCUCCUGCAGCAGCAAGAGGAAGAGGCCAGCCAAGAAGAGAUGGCAACACGAUUUGAGAAAGAGAAGAGGGAAAGCUUGCUGGUUACUCCUGAAGAUGAAGAUCGACAUUUGCUCUCUGCCAACGUCUCCUGCUUUGUGGAAGAUCCAGACUUUGGGUAUGAAGAUUUCACUCGUCGUGGUGAGCAAGGCCCACCUACCUUCAGAGCCCUGGACUAUUCCUGGGAGGAUCACGGCUACUCCUUAAUAAACCGCCUUUACUCUGAUGUUGGUCAGCUUCUGGAUGAGAAGUUCCAGGUUGUCUGCAAUCUCACAUAUAACACCAUGGCUAUGCAUAGCGGUGUGGAUACCUGCAUGCUGCGCAAAGCCGUGUGGAAUUAUAUCCAUUGUGUGUUUGGAAUCCGCUAUGAUGACUACGACUAUGGUGAUGUGAACCAGCUCUUAGAGCGAAGCCUAAAGGUCUAUAUUAAAACGGUGGCCUGCUAUCCAGAGAAGACGACUCGCCGAAUGUACAACAGUUUCUGGAGGCACUUCCGGCAUUCGGAAAAGGUGCACGUCAACUUGUUGCUCCUGGAAGCCCGCAUGCAGGCUGCCCUUCUCUAUGCUUUACGUGCCGUCACCCGCUACAUGACGUGAGCCGGGCUUCUACCAGUUUGCACCUACCUCAGAUCCACUACUCUGCAGCUGGAUUGGUGGGACAGACUGCACGAUGGCAGCAGGGUUUAAAGGAGGAGGGACUCUGGCCUUUUUCUUGGCUCUUUUCACAUUCUCAUUCGGUCGCCUGAUCAGUCCCGGGGUAGUCCAGGAGCCUUGAAUGUUUGUUUGGGAGUCUUAAAAUGCACAAAGGGGUUUGUUGGCAUACCUUAAAUUUUCUUCCCCAUAAGCAGCUGGAGGGGUUAGAAUUUUUUUUUUUUCCCUUUGUGGUGGGAUUUCUUUGCUGUUUGGAUACACUCCUUUUUAUUGUGAUCAUUUUUGUUCUUAAUUGUGGAAGAUAAGAAUUUUAUUUUUGUGUUUAACCCUAUUUGGUCUUUUGCAUUUGACAGCUUUAUUGGAAGUAGACUUAAGUAGUUAUUAACAAGGCCCAUUCAUGGAAAAAAUGUCAGUAGCUAUCACAGUUAAGUGGAAGGGUCUUUAUGUUGGCACAUUUGUGAGGGCUUUUACCAAGUCUGCCAAGAUAUAAGAGUAAUGAAAACCUUCUUGUGAUGGGCAGAGGACGGCGUCGUCUCAAUGGCAUUUAUUUCAGGCCUGUCCCUUUGAAGAGUCCAUCACUUCACCAUGAGGGACUCUCUCUGGUAUUUCUGUUAGCCACGUUUUUUUUUUUUUUUCCUUUCAUUUUUUCUUUUUUUAAUCACCGACACUUUAAUGAUGGCAAAUGGAGUCAGACUUGUAAGUAAUGAGCAAUGCUGAGAUUUGGAGCGGUGGUUUGAAUUUUCUUGUCAUAAUUAAGGCACUCUCUUGUUUCCAAGUUUUCCAUUUUCGUUUUUGUUUUGUCCAAGAGUGUGUCAAGGCACACUGCCUGCGUUUAAAAUCGGGAUGCUGCCAUCAUGGGUAUUUGUGGGUUUUUUUUAUAUAUAAAGAAUCCUGAUGUUAAGUUUUAGUCAGGAAUCACUCAGCAACUUGUCAUGCUAGUUCUGGUUUAUUACACUUUCAUCAAACUUUAUAACAGUCUGCAGGAUGUUCACCAAUAUGGACGCUGAUUGUAGCAUUCUGGGUCUGGGGGACGUGUCCUCUUACCUUGUAUUUGCACUGGUGAUGGUAUUUAAUUUUGUGUGUCUCUUCUUCAUUGUAGUGAGUUUAUGUUUUAACUUUUAUUAUUUUUUUGCACUUUUUUUGUUGGACUCAAAUUGUAAAGCUGAGGAAUUUUUUAAACAAAAAAACAGGUGAUCUUUUCUAUAUGAUUUUUUUUUUUUUUUUUUGUAGCGUGCCUAAUUCACAAAUGUCCCAUGUACUAUAUAAACAACAAUGUGUGUGUAUAUUUUAUUUUUUCUUUGAGGCAUGAUGUUUCUGAUUUUGAGCAGGAGUAUUGAGCUCUUGUGGGUUAUGAUUCUGUGAAGUCGAUUGUUUACAUUCUUUUCUAUAAUUUCAUAAAUGCACCACAGUUUAGCACACAGGUGGUUGUUGGCUGUUUCGAUACACAAAGUGAAACUCCUACUCAGAGUCUGUCAAAGGACAAAGCUCACUGAGGUCAAACAAAGUACCAAAAAAGAAGCCGAGUCACACUAACAUCUGGACUUGGUGGAUUAUGUCUGGUCAGCCAGACUGUUUACUUGCACUCCGAGUCGGGGGAACUGUAAUAUGCAAUUGCUGACCACUCCUUUGUGUGCUAAAUCAGUAACCGAGAAUGUGACGUCUUGUGGUUGCAUAUCCUUUUUGGUUUUUUUUUUUUUUCUUUUUCAUUCUUUUAUUGACUGUGCAAUAAUAAAAGUGAUUGUUGAGCUAGGUGAGGUCUCCAAACAGGUGUCCAUCCUAGGUGACCUCUGUCUGCUAUGACCUCAUUGUUCAUUCUUGAUGCUUUCUUGACCUUAGGACUUGCUGCUUCGUUUACUGUGUUGAUCCUUUUUAACUUCUAAUCAUGGAGAGGUGACCCCUCUGGCUUUGUUGACGUAUGAUAAGAAGGCAGUUUGCUGAAGCAUUAAUUUGUGAGGUGCUAUAGUUAGUGACAAUAUUAUUAACACAGCAUUAAUAGUUGAAAAUAUAUUAGGAUUUAGUUUGCUUGAACAGCAUUUUGUGUGACAAUAACGAGAGUAAACUGGGCUCUGAGGUGGGAGUUGCAGUGCUGGCUGAUGCUCUUUCUCUACUUGUGCUUUCGACUCUCUUUAUAUUAAUGUGGUGAUUUCCAUCUGCCUGUCUUGGUGUGCGUAAUAAAAUUAUAAGAACUGUAAUAUCUGAAUGUUGGCUUGUAAAGCAUCACAAAUGCAGGAAAGUUGCUCUUGUGGAAUUGUGUCCAAUGUUACAUUGAAACAAAUUUGAAUCUUGGUUAAAGCCAAAUCGAUACACGCAAAAUGGGCCCCUCCACAACUUCAGUUUUAGCCGACAGGUCCUGGGAUUGAAAUGCUUGACUCUCAAAGUAAUUUAGCAACUGGAGAAUUACUAUUUUUUUUAAAAAAUAAUAUUAAAACUCCUACCGUUCCUUGAGGUGUGUGGUGACAUAUACACCGGGUGGAAAACCAAAUGAGAAUUGGCACUCUAGCAGUUGGAGGAGUUUGAACAUGGCAGGCACGUGUUCUUGUGUGCCUGAUAACAAUUGUUAAACUUGGAUUAUAUAUUAAAGGGGUGUGUAUGUUAACUUCAGUCAGACGCAAGGUGACUCUGGGAAAUCAUGAAUUUACUGAUUGGGUUCCAGUCGUGCUGGGACAGACUGCUGAAGUGCCUGAGGCUUGAAUGUUGGCAAACAGGUUUGAGAAAUAUAAAGAUGUGUUUUUCUGGAAAAUAUAUGGAGAGAGGUGUUUUUGUAUUUGUAUAUAAAAGUUUGUUUGUGUAUAUUUAUUAUACCUACAAAGAUGGAUAAAUAAGUAUUAUACCAGCCUUCAGUCAUUUUGAGCUUUAUGAUGGGCUUUUGGAAACCAUCCACCAUGACAGGUGGGUAGACGAGUAAAGUGGCACAGUGUUGAAGCCAAGUCUUGCAGAUCAAAUAACUGUCUUGUCUUUGUGGCAGGCGAGUCUUUUUUUUCUUUCUUUCUUUUCUAAAUGUUGUAACUGCAGUGUUACACUUAGGCUACAUGAUUCUGUUCUGCCAUAGCACACACUCUGUAUAUUUGUUUAUUUUAUUUGCCUUCUUUUUAAAAG
Molecule: messenger RNA, 6463 nt
Organism: Polypterus senegalus (gray bichir)
Lineage: Eukaryota; Metazoa; Chordata; Cladistia; Polypteriformes; Polypteridae
Gene: sesn2
Product: sestrin 2
Exons: 10
Coding region: 1898-3313 (471 amino acids)
Biological process (GO): regulation of response to reactive oxygen species; positive regulation of macroautophagy; cellular response to L-leucine
Cellular component (GO): nucleus
Molecular function (GO): L-leucine binding; oxidoreductase activity, acting on peroxide as acceptor
Source: RefSeq, a predicted model, not a curated record